UGCAGUCUGCAGGGAGUGGCACAUCUUUAGGGGAGGCAUGAGAAAAGGCUGGAUUCUUCUGUGAGCGCAGGAGAAAGCUCGUGCAGGCUCCAGCCUCCUCUUUGGUCCCCCAUGGCGUACGCGGCGUACUGGAUGAGCCUUCAAGGAAGAGCAGCUGCUCCUCAUCUUGAAGUCCAUCACAAUAGCAAAUCUUCGCUCUAUCCCUCUGCAGUGUCUCUUUAUGGCAAGUCGCAGUCAAGCCAGUCAACACCCAAACCGGCACCUCAGGUCUCUGCUGGGAACACUGCACAGUUUGAGAAGGCACCUUCUGGAUCCACCAUGACCUCAAAGCCCGGAGUGGUUACCACAGCAGCAGCAGGCGGGGCCGCGGGGAGCGGCGUGUCAGCAGGAGCCGCUGCUAAAGCUGGAACCGCAGGAAAGGAUUCGCCUAAAGCCAAAGCAGAGGCGUCUCCGGUCUCCCAAGUCAAAGCCACAGUCCACGCUCCUGCUGCUGGAACAGCUGCCACCACUGCAGAGACCAAACCCAAAGACACAGCCAAGAGCACAACUGCGACCGCGACAGUCAAAGCCCAGGCACCUAAAGCCGAUGCCGGUGUAACGUCUAAGCCAGCUGCAGCUACAGCAGCUGUAGCUGGAAAGGUUUCAGCACCAGCACAGAAAGAGGACACUAAGGCAGCCCAGACAAAGGUGCAGGUGGAAGUUCCUCCCUCGACAGCAAAAGCGACAGCAGCCAAACAGGCCCCUGCUGCGGAUCCGCUUGAUACCCUGGCCCUCACGCUGCCGUCAGCUGAUUCUGUCGCACCCUCACAGCCUGCUUACACGGGGCCAGAGGUGGUAGAGCAUGUAGUCACCUUUGAGACAGUCCAGAAGUGCGGCGACAGGGACGACACGCUGCCUCCGCAAUACAGACGGGCAGACACGACACCCGCCCCUGCAGAUGUGAAACCCAAGGAUGUUUCUAAACCGCUGAGCACGGAUGAGGCGCUGACAUCCCUUUCUUCGGGUUUCACGACAUCCACUGUUCCAGCUGCGCCCAAGAAGCAGGAGCUGCUUUCUCUCUGGAGGCCGGACUGGAUAGCAAAGUCGGCCCCCAGCUCAAGUCCGACAAGGGUGACUCUGUCCCUGCAGAUGCUCUCAGUGCUCUCGACAACUUGCUGGGACCGGCUGAACCAAAACCCGAAUCUCCCAAACUCAGACCGGAAGAACUGGUUAUGGAGACAAACAUCAAGCCUGAGGUGGGUGUUCGUGUAGGAGAGAGGGAGGAUUCUCUCCCUCCAAAUUACAGGUUUAAAAAGGAGGAGCUAAAGAAUCUGCCUGCUCCUAAACCUGAGCCCACCAUUGGGACCGGUGACGCUCUGGACUUCCUGUCUGAAGGCUUCACAGCCUCGUCAGCAGCACCUAAAGUCCAGGCUCCGCUGGUCACGCCUUCAGCUGCUCCUGCACAGAAAGCUCCUCCGCCUCCUGCUGGGAAGAAAGCCCAGACUGGAAAAGCUGCUGGUGAUUUUACUCUGGAAGCUGCUGUGUCUGCUGGCAGUGCCCAGAAAGUGGAGUCCUCUGGUGUUCCUCCUGUGGCUGGGAAGAAGCCCACAGCAGGGACCGCUGGUGCUGUGGCUGCACCAAAGGCUGACCAGGGCGACCCCAUGUCUCUGGAUGCUCUUAGUGCUCUUGUUGACACGCUGCCAGAAGAAAAACCCAAAGCAGAAUCUCCCAAACUCAAGCCAGAGGAAAUGGUUUCGGAAGGCAACGUUAAGCAGGAAAAAGGUGUGCGAGUGGGAGAGAGGGAGGACACACUUCCCCCAGGCUAUAGGAUUAACGAAGAGGAGCUCAAAAAACUGCCUGCUCCAAAACCUGAGCCCACCAUUGGGACCGGCGAUGCUCUGGACUUCCUGUCUGAAGGCUUCACGUCCUCCUCAGCAGCACCUAAAGUCCAGGCUCCGCUGGUCACACCUUCAGCUGCUCCGGCACAGAAAGCUCCUCCGCCUCCUGCUGGGAAGAAAGCUCAGACUGGAAAACCUGCUGGUGAUUUUACUCUGGAAGCUGCUGUGUCUGCUGGCAGUGCCCAGAAAGUGGAGUCCUCUGGUGUUCCUCCUGUGGCUGGGAAGAAGCCCACAGCAGGGACCGCUGGUGCUGUGGCUGCACCCAAGGCUGUCCAGGGCGACCCCAUGUCUCUGGAUGCUCUUAGUGCUCUUGUUGACACGCUGCCAGAAGAAAAACCCAAAGCAGAAUCUCCCAAACUCAAGCCAGAGGAAAUUGUUUCGGAAGGCAACGUUAAGCAGGAAAAAGGUGUGCGAGUGGGAGAGAGGGAGGACACACUUCCCCCAGGCUAUAGGUUUAACGAAGAGGAGCUCAAAAAACUGCCUGCUCCAAAACCUGAGCCCACCAUUGGGACCGGCGAUGCUCUGGACUUCCUGUCUGAAGGCUUCACAUCCUCCUCCUCAGCUGCUACUGUCCAGUCUUCAGUUCUGAAACCCUCAGCGCCUCCAGAUCCGACAAAAGUGGAGGAUUUGGCAGCUUUGGAUGUUCUUGAUUUUGUAGCUCCAUCUAAAGCUUCUGGAGUCCAAGCGCCCGCUCCUCCUCCCACAAAGAAAUCUCCAGAGAAGACGGUUUGUCCAGUGGAGCAAAAGCCCCAGGUUAUCAAAAUGAAACCUGAAACUCUAAAGGGGGACUCCCUCUCUCUGGACGCUCUCAGUGCUCUUAGCGACACGCUGCCACAGGACAAACCCAAGCCCGAAUCCCCCAAACUCCGGCCGGAGGACAUUGUCUCGGUGGGCAAAGUGGAGAAAGAGGAGGGUGUGCGUGUGGGCGACAGAGACGACACGCUGCCUCCGGACUACAGGUUUAACAAGGAGGAGCUGGAGAAACUGCCUGCUCCCAAACCCGAGCCCACCAUGGGAACCAGUGAGGCUCUGGACAUUUUGUCGGACUUCAUGACCUCCUCUCCAGCUCCUGUCAGCCAGGCUCCUGUCGGCGCCCCGUCGGCCCCUCCGGCGCAGCCGGGUGACGCCGCCCUGGAUGCCUUGGCGGGAGACUUCGUCGCCUCCUCUGCAGCUCCGUCCGUCAAGUCUGCCCCUUGUGUUCCAACCCCUUGUGCUAUCUAUACCGACAUGCCGCUGCCAGCAGAAGCGGACAACGCCCUCGAUCUUCUAUCCGACUCUUUAAAGGAUAUCACCCCUGCGCCGCAGCCCGCCCCGCUUCCUGCCAAAGACGUUGUCAAGGAGAAAAAGCUUGUCGAAGAGAAGUUGAUCAAGAUGGGAGAAAGGGACGACUCUCUGCCUCCGGAGUAUCGGCCGACUGAGGAAGAACUCAAGAAACGACCAAUGGACAAAGCAGCAGCAAAACCAGAGAAGGCUAUGGAUGACCAGGCGGCCUUGGACCUGCUGUCUGGGGACUUCUCUGCAGCUCCUCCUGUACCGGUCGUCACUUCCACAGCAAAGCUGGAGCCCCCUGUGCUGGACUCAGAGCCGCUGAAGCCAAUGGCUGGUCCUGUUUUGGACUCCCUGGCUGAUACGCUGAUCCAAGCUGACCCAAAACCCAAGUCUAAAACCGACAAGCCGAAGGGCAAGAGCAAGUCCAAGUCUAAGGCUAAAAAACAAGAGACACAAGCUGCCGCGGGAACAUCUGCCGCUGACAUGCUCUCGGCUCAGCUGAGCUCGGAUGUCGUGGCCACAUCUACGACAAAGGGAAGCAAGAGCUAGUUCACUUGCUAAGGUGGCGAAUGUAAUUCCUUCUCCAGGCCACGGGGAUGCAUCGUGAGGGGAGCUGCUUUUGGAUACUGAUUCUAUUUUUCUAACCCAUCAAGAAUGUAUAGUAGUUUGACCGACAGACUUAGCACACAACCUUGAAACACUUACUCAUAAAACACACACAUACAAACGUGUCUGCGAGCACCCAACUUCUUUCUAAAUUUUCCAUCCAAAGAUGGCAAACCCUUGGUUUCUGUCUUUGAAAAACAAAAAAAAAAUGAACUGAAAAGACUUUUCACAUAAAAAAAAUGGGGUCUAACGAGAUAAGAGACAAAGAAAGAAAGGAUGAAGAAAGACUGUGUGGAAAAAAAAACAACCUUUAACCUUAAAGUCCUGCAUCUCAGCUGGUGUGACACCUGAGCACCACGGUGCAACGGUUGCGCAAGCUUAGACCGUGUGGGAGCACUACGGAGUGAGUGUUUUGUGUUGGGAUGUAUGUGCAAUCUUGAUGUACACAGGAAAAAAAAAAAAAAGCCAAGUUUUCUAUCAAGUUGUGGUUAUAUGCCAUGGAGACACUAGUGUACAGCUUUGUGUGCGUAUGUUUUAAACAGUGCAUCGUUUACGUGAUCAUGUGGAGGAUUUCCAGGAGGUGUUGAGCUUAUUUCUGUAUCUCUUUUUUGCAAAUGCUUCAUUUGUUUUCUGCAGAGACAUAGCUGUAUAGAGAAGGGUCUUUUGGUAUGUUUCCUUAUUUUGAAAAAAAAAAGAAGAAAAGAAAUCAACCCUUCUUGGCAUUCACAAGUGUACUUAGCGAACUGAUACGUUUACGAGAUCUGUGAAGUGCUAUCGUUUCUAUGCUGUAAAAAAAAAAAAAAAAAGUUUUUCUUCUCUUUUAAGAUGAACACUGUAUAAUAUACAGAGGGUUGCUUUCUUUUUCUAACCAAAAAAAAUCAUAUUAAAGAAAAUGUAAACCUAGAACCAUUACGUUUGCCAUCCUUUGUGCCAAAUAAAUUAAUUUAAGCCAAAGUAAAAUGCCUUACCGUUUGAGAAUCGCUGUAGACGGAAGAAAUGGGAAGUGUGUAUAAAAGCAAUAUGGAAGACAAUCUAUAAAUAUUGCUCUCUUUUCCUAAUUUUCGGGUUUUUCUGCAUGCUGUUGAAGCAUCCGGCUUCUUUUUGACUUCAGGGGGUCUUGAAGUGAAUGUCUUUUGGAUCUAAUAUUGUAAUUUCGCCCAAGGUUCUCUGAAUGAGUGACACAGAUCCUAAGGAGUUGGUUUUUAUCUGUGGAAAAUUUAGUGUGGGAGAAUAAACAAAAGGAGACAAAUACACCACCACAA
Molecule: messenger RNA, 5014 nt
Organism: Fundulus heteroclitus (mummichog)
Lineage: Eukaryota; Metazoa; Chordata; Actinopteri; Cyprinodontiformes; Fundulidae
Gene: cast
Product: calpastatin
Cellular component (GO): cytoplasm
Molecular function (GO): calcium-dependent cysteine-type endopeptidase inhibitor activity
Source: RefSeq, a predicted model, not a curated record